Messenger RNA from Alosa sapidissima (American shad), 2363 nucleotides. RefSeq names its product podocalyxin-like (gene podxl). NCBI's taxonomy places the organism in Eukaryota, Metazoa, Chordata, Actinopteri, Clupeiformes, Clupeidae. The coding region runs from base 671 to 1993 and encodes 440 amino acids. Gene Ontology annotation, cellular component: apical plasma membrane; microvillus membrane. The record is from RefSeq and is a predicted model, not a curated record. The transcript has 9 exons. Gene Ontology annotation, biological process: regulation of microvillus assembly; negative regulation of cell-cell adhesion; cell migration.
AAAGACAGAGAGAGAAAGGGAGAGUUUCCUUAUUAUGCAAACUAGCUCACUCAAAGGGUUCCACCCCAAAGGAUGUCAAUUGGGUUUCCCGUGGUUUACGGAGCAAAUCUGCGCUAGAGAGUUCAGUCCCACACUAUUCAGAUCGGCGAAAUCGGUGCCAGCACACCACGAGCAGAGAGAACACGCAAGGUCCUGCCUGAGCCUGGCCACGGGUGUGCGCUUUUACAACACCAGCAUACGGUCGCAAGUCCAGCGUCCCGCAUCUGAAUAGUCUAAACCCGAAAGAGAGGGAGAGAGAGAGAGAGACUGCCAGCGUCUUCACAAUCAGCGCAGCCAAGGAAACCCGUUGAAAAACGUCCCCCCCAAAUCCCCCUCUGUUCAAGAGAAAGAAGGGGGUGAGAAGAGUAGACACGCAAACAAAAGCAUUCCUUCCCGGCUUUCAGCCCCAAAAGAGUCGCCUGAGUUGGGCAAAAUUAUUUAGGCGCUCUUCAAACACAAAAUUCAAGAGGAUAGGCGUAACAGGACAGCGUCUAGGGCUGCAUCAGCACCAGCAGCAACAGGAGUAGCGGUUGCAUUCUCAUCACUACUUACACGAAUUUUGGAGCCACGGACUCAAAAAGCCCCCCCUCUAACCUCCAAAUAACCUGCGCUAGUCAGCGGAGACACCAAGAUGCGCGUCACCUGGGUAAUUCUAACAUUAGGCUUGCUGUGGACUGGCCAUGUCCAGAGUGAAGUUGCAUCCGAUAAAUCAGGGGCCUCUACUGCUGCAACCAUGACCACUGAUAAGGUCACGACCGCGAUCACAUCAGCACCUGCUGCUGCAAGCACCACCAAUAAUGUUAAAGUCACGACUCCAACCACAUCAACACCUGCUACUCUAAGUACCACCAAUGAUGUUAGAGUCAUGACCACAGCCGCAUCAGCACCUACUACUGCAAGCACCAUCACCACAACUGGGACAGUCACGACCCCAGCCACAUCAACACCGGCUACUGCAGGUACCACCACAGUUGGGAAAGACAAUACCACGGACACUGGGACCACCAUUACUCCGACCAACAUCUCCACACUUGCCCCAGAGGAGGCCCUCAAUACAUCACCAAACUCUGGACCUACACCUUCAGGGAUCUGGUCCAAACAAGGCGACCUUACCUCCGGACCAAAGUUUAUCCCCUUGCCUCACAGAAAACUAGCGAGUGGGAGUCCUACAACCACAGGGGACGGCGUGGCCUCUACUGCUCCGCACAUCACUAGCAGCACCAGCGCCAGCUCCAGCUCCAGCUCCAGCGCCAGCGCCAGCUCUAGCUCCAGCGCCCGCCCCUCCGGGCCUGGGGGGGAUACGUCAGGCUCAGUGCCAACCAGUGUGCAGCCCCCAACUACUGCAACAGCCACCCUGAAGACCACCACUGUGCUGUCAACUACUACCACAACUUUGCCUACGACUACUCUACCCACUCCAUUCACUUUUUUCUUCAGUAAGAUGGACAAAGAGGGUGAUCCCAUUCUGAUCGAAAUUUGCUCAAGGCUCCUGGAAAUGAUAACCGGCGGCAACUGCUCCAUAUCAGGCAGAAAGACAAAAGGCCACCACCAGUUUGACAAAAUCUACAUCAACGGAGAUGUUAACAUCAGUGUUGUGGAGAGGCACUAUAAGGAAUUGAAUGGAAAGAUGAAGGAGAGUUUGGAGGAGAGCGACUACACCACUCUGAUCGCCAUCUUGGCCUCCUGUGGGGCAGUAGCCCUCAUCAUCGUGGGCCUCGCCAUAUACACCUAUCGCCACGGCAACAACUACCGCAAGAAUCAGCAACACCUGACGGAGGAGCUGCAGACGGUGGAGAACGGUUACCAUGACAACCCCACGCUGGAGGUGAUGGAGGUGCAGCCGGAUACGGUGCUGGAGAAGAGGCCCAACGGCGAGUUGAACGACAGCUGGAUCGUCCCCAUCGACAACCUGCUGAAGGAGGAGCUGCCCGAUGAAGAGGACACACACCUGUAGACACACACACACACACAGCCACACACAUACACACAUACACACACACACACAGAGGCACACACACACACACCCACAGCCACACACAUACACACACACAGCCACACACACACACACAGCCACACACACACACACACAGAGGCACACACACACACACCCACAGCCACACACACACACACACACACACACACACACACACACAGAGGCACGCAUACACACUAGUUGACAAGUGUAGAGCUUACACACACCAGAACAGUUGUUAUACACACAAAUACACAUGGUCACCUGUACUAAGUCAAUUAGACAAACUCACACACACUUAGCUCUCGACUGGACACACACACACUUAGCUCUCCACUGGACUUCAUUUGAG